Sorghum bicolor (sorghum) is the source of this 1070-nucleotide messenger RNA. RefSeq lists its product as uncharacterized. Lineage: Eukaryota; Viridiplantae; Streptophyta; Magnoliopsida; Poales; Poaceae. The transcript is spliced from 4 exons. The record is from RefSeq and is a predicted model, not a curated record. Bases 76 to 792 code for a protein of 238 amino acids.
GGUGUUUUUCCUCUCUCGCUCACUUCCUCCGAUCGACUCGCCUGCGGCGGCGCCGGCGACCAGCGACCAGCGGCGAUGCGGGUCGCACCCAAGGUGCUCUUCCUCGUCCGCGACGCCGCGGGAUACGGCGCGGCCCUCGCCGACUCGCUCCGUCCGCGGACCGGGCUAACGAGGGAGUCCUCGCCCUUCGAGCUUGCCCUUGACAAGUACGGCCUCCACGGAGAGAAGGCGUCCGGCGAGCUCCUGAGCUUUUCCGAUUCCAAUGGCUCUCCACAGGUGUCCAUUUUUGUUCUGCCAGACUAUAAGCCCCCUCUUGCAGCGUGUGUUGUAAAUGAGGUCUUGGAACUGAUUUCUUCUGAAGCUACCUCCACUGAGCGAAUUCUAAUUGUCCCAUUCAUCACAAGAUCGUCAAGCUAUCAUCGUGGAAUGGAACAUGCGACAAAAGCAUCGCCUGUACUUCAUGGUGCUGAAAUAGGGGCAACAACUGACUAUACUCACUUGUUUGUUGGUGGGACCACUAAACCUCCUACAUUCUUGCAAAUACGUAGUGAACCAAUAUUAUGUUUGCUGGAAAUGGUGCGCGUGUUGAGGAUGCCUACAGUUCUUCUUGUCACUUCUGGUGGGCAGCAACAAGGCAAGAGCUCUACAGUUUCUGAUCUUGAGGUACUGCAAUGCUUAGGAGAGCACUUGGCCAAGCACAUGGCUUUGGAGUUCUCCAAAGAAACUGUUCUCAAGAGAGGGAUCGAAAAAUCACCAAUUGAUCAGGAACCCUGGCGCGAGCUGUAUGGGUGACGGUGCCCUCAGACAGUCAGAAAUUAGCUUAAGUGGCCCGUACAUGUUUUACUCGGAUGAACUGUGCUGUGUUAUUGAGCUGGAAUCACGAAGGAUCUGGUCUGUUGAAAUCACUAUAUAUAAUGUGGUUCCUUCCAUCUUUCGCCUGGGCAAAUUAAUUCAUAAGCAAGAGAUUAAUGUCCUAGCACUUGUAGACUCUUUGCAGUUAAAUAUUAAAAGAAAUACAUUUACACCUCUAACCUUUUGGAGAAUAGUAUUCAAAGGUCAGGUUUAUUGCC